UUCAGUUGUCGUUGGAGCAACGAAAAUAUCGGAAUAUCUCCAUGUUCUUACGCGAUAAGCGGGCAAUCUAUUAAAUACGAAAGGUGAAAGUUUUGAACUCGGUUUUCGUUUUUCAAGGGGGAAGAAGAAGAAUAAAAAGCGGCGGAAGUUCAAUCACCGAAUUUGAGAGGAAAGUUGUGGUAAUGGUAUUGCCAUGGCGUAAUGGAUGGAGAAAACCGGAUUAUACUGAAUGUCGGAGGUAUACGAUUCGAGACUUAUAAAGCCACUCUUAAGAAAAUUCCCGCAACGAGAUUGUCCCGCUUGACAGAAGCUUUAGCCAAUUACGAUCCAAUUUUGAACGAGUACUUCUUUGAUAGACAUCCGGGAGUUUUCGCACAGAUUCUGAAUUACUACAGGACCGGUAAAUUGCAUUAUCCAACCAAUGUUUGUGGGCCUCUUUUCGAAGAAGAAUUAGAAUUUUGGGGAUUGGAUUCCAACCAGGUUGAACCUUGUUGUUGGAGUACCUACAGUAUACAUAGAGAUACACAGGCAACCUUGGCAAUAUUGGAUAAAUUGGAUAUUGAUACGGAAAAACCAUCCGACGAAGAUAUAGCACGUAGAUUUGGGUAUGAAGAGGCCUACCUGACAGGAACUCUCACAAGAUGGCAGAGAUUCAAACCCAAAAUAUGGUCGCUGUUUGACGAACCCUACUCUUCAAGUUAUGCUAAGGUUAUUUCAGGGAUUUCCGUAUUCUUCAUAUGUGUAUCGGUAGUGUCGUUCUGUUUAAAGACACACCCUGGUUUAAGGGUAAGAUGCCAGUCAAUAGACUUUACAAAUACAACGCAAAAGUGUACAGAACCGCUACCACUUUUCUUCGCAGUUGAACAUCUAUGUAACGCCUGGUUUACUCUCGAAUUGACAGUAAGAUUUUUGGUUUCUCCUAACACAUUGGAAUUUAUGAAGUCUCCGGUGAAUAUAAUCGAUUUUGUUGCAACGCUGAGUUUCUACGUGGAUAUCGGAGUGAACAUAGAAGAAAAGCCAGAUCUGCUCGAAUUCUUCAGCAUAAUUCGAAUACUGCGCCUUUUCAAGCUAACAAGACACUCGCCAGGUCUAAAAAUUCUAGUACAUACCUUCAAAGCAUCAGCCAAAGAGCUGACACUUUUGGUAUUCUUUCUCGUCUUGGGAAUCGUCAUCUUUGCUUGUCUCGUUUAUUACGCGGAGAAGUCACAGGAUAACCCCAACAAUAGUUUCAAAAGUAUUCCAGAAGGGCUGUGGUGGGCUAUAGUGACUAUGACAACAGUCGGUUACGGAGACAUGGCCCCUAAAACUUAUGCGGGAAUGUUCGUAGGAGCGCUUUGUGCUCUUGCGGGAGUCUUGACAAUCGCCCUACCCGUUCCAGUAAUUGUUUCCAACUUUUCCAUGUUCUAUUCACAUACUCAGGCUCGUUCAAAACUCCCUAAAAAACGGCGAAGGGUUCUUCCCGUAGAACAGCCCCGAAGGAAAAAGGUAGAGGUCUUAACUAACAGAAGAAUGAACGCAAUCAAGCAAGCUGCUGGAGCUGCCUCGAAAAUGAGUCCCUUGAACAAUGUUAAUGUAAUUGGAUUAGCUUUACAUGGACCAUCUAUUCCGAGCAUCGCGGUCCUGCACCACAAUGGGCCGUACAAUCUACAAACCACGCCAGGUACCUACAUAUAUAAGCACAUUAGUACAUAA
This is a messenger RNA of Agrilus planipennis (emerald ash borer), 1692 nucleotides long. Its product is annotated as potassium voltage-gated channel protein Shaw-like. Gene Ontology annotation, molecular function: protein binding; delayed rectifier potassium channel activity. Gene Ontology annotation, biological process: protein homooligomerization; potassium ion transmembrane transport. Lineage: Eukaryota; Metazoa; Arthropoda; Insecta; Coleoptera; Buprestidae. The transcript has 9 exons. Bases 202 to 1692 code for a protein of 496 amino acids. Gene Ontology annotation, cellular component: neuronal cell body membrane; dendrite membrane; axon. The record is from RefSeq and is a predicted model, not a curated record.